Messenger RNA from Filobasidium floriforme, 2193 nucleotides. RefSeq lists its product as uncharacterized. The transcript has 8 exons. Gene Ontology annotation, biological process: actin cytoskeleton organization. Bases 1 to 2193 code for a protein of 730 amino acids. The record is from RefSeq and is a predicted model, not a curated record. Gene Ontology annotation, molecular function: actin binding; small GTPase binding. Lineage: Eukaryota; Fungi; Basidiomycota; Tremellomycetes; Filobasidiales; Filobasidiaceae.
AUGCUCCGUCCGGCUACCGGUAGCAGGCAGAACAUGCAGUUCGAUGAGCCCAGUACCCCAUCCAGGCUAGGGCCGGGAAGCCCGGGCCAGAUGAGAGGGAAUGUGAGGGCUAUGGCAAAGCCCGACAGGAUGGACAUCAAUAGUGAAUUUGAGAAACUCCUGGACCAAUAUCAGGUCCCCGCGACCGUCCGUGCCAAGUUGACACCUCUCGACACCCCGAUCAAAGAAUCCAUGCUCCGUUCCUCCCAACAACCUCGUCUUCAAGGUCUUCGGACCCAGUCAUUCUACCCUGGAUCCCCCUCAAGAAUUGCCGGUCCACCAUCUACGCCUAUGCUAAGGAAGACUCGCUCGGGAUCAUCGCUCGGCUCUCCUGGAACUCCGAUCAGGGGAUCCGACUCGAUGCCGGAAAGCCCCUCGUGGCGGUCCACUAUUACGGUCGAGGAUGACAAGUUCGUCAUGGUCAGGUCCGAGGCUCAGACACCUGUCGGUCGGAAACGUCUCACCACGGACGGUCUCCCGAUGCCUCCCCCUCUACCUGGCGAUUCGCUGCCGGACGAGGUGGUCGCUACAGGGAGAAGAGAUAAACGCUCUUCUUUCGACUUGACGAGUAUGAAAGAACGAGCCGGAAGCUUGGCCGGUGGUUCUUUUUCAAGCAAGGGAAGCAUCUUCAGUAAGAAUAAAUCUAGUAAGACGCCGGGUGCCGGCGCAGUUUCAGGUUCGGGCUUUUUGAGCCGGGCUCAGCAGCCGGAAGAACGACAAAGAACCAGGAGCAAACCAGAUGCUCCAGUCAUGAACGGCAAGAGUAACAAAGAACUUCCGGAAACGUGGGCGAGAUGGUUGGCUGGGGAAGACACUUUCAAGAUGGAUAUAGGCAAAGUCAAGAGGUUGCGAAUGUUGUUGCGGCACGAGACGACCGAAUGGGUAGAAACUUUCUUGAUUCACAAGGGGUAUGACUAUAUUCUUGCUCGACUAAAGGACCUCUUGGAUGUCGAAUGGCGCGAGGAACAGCACGACGAUCAGCUGCUGACCGAGCUACUACGUUGCAUCAAGGCGGUCGAAACUGCCGAGGUUGGCAGAGAGACCAUGCGGGCAUUCGGUACCAGCCCGUUCCGUGAGCUCGUAGAACUGCUCUACAGCUCGAAGAAGCCCGGAGAGGUGGUCACCCGGCGAUUCAUUAUCGAGAUCGUCCAGUCGCUCCUACAAGUUUACUCCGACAGCCCGGCAGAGGUCAAACUCCCUGCCUCUACCUCGCGACCCGGUAGCAGGCCAACGACCAUCUCAUUCUCCGAGCAGUCCGUGCCUAUGAUAGCACGAACAGCUUCACGACCCAACCUUCGAGGCGCGGGCUUCGGAUCACCGCCAAUUCCCGAGAACCACCCCCAUAUCUCUCUUUACAUCGCAAGCCUGCUUAAACACCGGCCUCAAGUCAAAGCGCUCGAAGACAUAUUCCAGCAGCCAGCGCAUGAUCGGUCCGGGUCCAGGAUCCUAUGCCCGGCUUCCGAGCUUCCGGCACCCAAGUUAGAGAUGCACGAUUUCGUCAAACAAGCACACAAGGAUAGGGCGUACAGGCAGUACCUGGACGAAAUCAACGAUGUGUGCCGAGAUUAUUUCUGGGUGAUGUGUCAUUCUGGAAACGGCCUAUGGGAGCUAGCCGAAGUGGACAUGAAUAGUAUCAAGCCGCAGGCACCUAGCGGGGCGUCAGGCGGGGUCGAAUUUGAAGCCAUGGAUUACCUAACAACACACUUCCAGAUGCUUAACGCACUCGGCAGAGCUCUAUACGAAUAUGACCUACAGGAUCCGGCGGUACGAAAUAACGAAAAGAAGGGAGACGCUUGGAGGUUCUUCCAAGAUAUGGCUGCGAGCGGUCUCGACCGAACAUUGGUGACUGUGCGCAAGGCGUCAUACGAAUACUACCCUCACUUUCACCUAGAAGUCGCCAAGUUCAUCCGCCUCAUUGUCGAUGUGGGAUUCGACCUGUCCUAUCCCGUCCAGCGUCUCCUCUGUGCACCACCAGCGCAAUACAGGAAGCGCGAAGAAAGGGUCCAAGACCGCACUUCUUACACGACAUACGAAGCGGCUGCUAGAGGAGGAGGUGGUGGUGGUGGGUUCCUCGAUACCGCGAAUAACAACGUGGCUCUAUCGAGAGAAUGGGAUCGACCCAGCGGGGGCGGCAAUUACGACUUUCAACUUUGA